This is a messenger RNA of Conger conger (European conger), 1859 nucleotides long. RefSeq names its product basic leucine zipper and W2 domains 2 (gene bzw2). NCBI's taxonomy places the organism in Eukaryota, Metazoa, Chordata, Actinopteri, Anguilliformes, Congridae. The transcript has 12 exons. The coding region runs from base 80 to 1345 and encodes 421 amino acids. Gene Ontology annotation, cellular component: membrane; cytoplasm. Gene Ontology annotation, molecular function: protein binding. The record is from RefSeq and is a predicted model, not a curated record.
UGCUCUGACAGUACAAAUCCCCCUGCUCAGUGUGUUGUAUCCACUACUUGGUACAACGGCAGCCACAGCGAGGACUUUUAUGAAUACCGGUAAGCAGCAGAAGCCGGUUCUGACAGGCCAGCGGUUUAAGACCAGGAAAAGGGAUGAAAAGGAGAAGUUCGAGCCCACAGUGUUCAGAGACUCGAUCCUUGUGGGCCUCAGUGAAACCAGUGGGGAUCUGGAGGCAGUGACUAAGUUCCUGGACGUGACCGGGUCCAGACUGGACUACCGGCGCUAUGCAGAAACGCUGUUCGACAUCCUCAUCGCCGGGAGCAUGCUCGCUCCCGGGGGAACACGCAUCGACGACGGGGACAAGACCAAGGCGACCAAUCACUGUGUGUUCACCGCGGAGGAGGAUCAUGCUGUCAUCCGCAACCAUGCUCAGGUUUUCAGCAAGCUCAUCAGGAGGUACAAAUACCUGGAGAAGGCAUUCGAAGAGGAAAUCAAAAAGCUGCUGCUCUUCCUGAAAGCCUUCAGCGAAUCAGAGCGGACCAAGCUGGCCAUGCUGACGGGAAUCCUGCUGGCCAAUGGGAUGCUUCCGCCCGCCAUCCUCACCAGCCUCUUCAGCGACAACAUCGUCAAGGAAGGGAUCUCGGCGUCGUUCUCGGAGAAGAUGUUCAAGGCCUGGAUGGCGGAGAAAGACACAAACGCCGUGACCUCUGCCCUCAGGAAGUCCAACCUGGACAAGAGGCUUCUGGAGCUGUUCCCGGCCAAUAAGCAGAACGUGGAGCACUUCACUAAGUACUUCACCGAGGCAGGGCUCAAAGAGCUGGCAGACUUCCUGCGUCUCCAGCAGUCCCUGGGCACCCGCAAGGAGCUGCAGAAAGAGCUGCAGGAGCGCCUGGCCCAGGAGUGCCCCACACGAGAGAUAGUGGCGUAUGUGAAGGAGGAGAUGAAGAGGAACGCGUUGCAGGAGCACGCUGUUAUCGGGUUGCUGUGGACCUGCCUGAUGAACGCUGUGGAGUGGAACAAGAAAGAGGAGCUGGUCACAGAGCAGGCCCUCAAACACCUGAAGCUCUAUGCCCCCCUCCUGGCUGUGUUCAGCACUCAGGGCCAGUCAGAGCUGGUGCUUCUGCAGAAGAUCCAGGAGUACUGCUAUGACAACAUACACUUCAUGAAGUCCUUUUCCAAGAUCGUGGUGCUCUUCUACAAAGCGGACGUGCUGGGUGAAGACUCCAUCCUGCGCUGGUAUAAGGAGGCUCACGCUGCCAAAGGGAAGAGUGUGUUCCUGGAGCAAAUGAAGAAGUUUGUGGAGUGGCUGCAGAACGCAGAGGAGGAGUCUGAGUCCGAGGGGGAGGAAGACUAGUCCAGGGAGGAAGACUAGUCCAGGGAGGCUGGUGUGUGCCUCCUGUGGCCUACCUGUCAAUCACAAGCCUCUGUCGUAGUGUCCUCUCGGGACUGUAGACUUGCCUUCUCCUUCGAUGGCACACAGAAACGCUCCAGAAAUGUCCCCACAACUACAGGUUAAGAAGUAGAAGUGUGCAAAAAGAGUCCAAUUGUGCCCACACAAUGUCAUUUUUUUAAAGGGCUUCUUUUACAAAAUGCUAUUCAGGUACAAUGUGUGUAUGUGUGUAUGUCCGUGCAAGUGUGUGCAAGCAUGUGUGUGUGUGUGUGUGUGUGUGUGUGUGUGUGUGUGUGUGUGUGUGUGUGUGUGCAUGUGUGUAUGUCCAUGCGUGUGUGUGCAAGCAUAUGUGUGUGUGUGUGUGUGUGUGCCAGUAGGACCCUUCCAUAUGCUCCUGAUUCACACUGAAGUGUGUGUGUGUUACUUGGCAAAUGCUUUUCUCCCUUCUCACAAAUAAAGGUUUUUUCUCCGUUUGUAA